UUAAUUUUCCUUGAUGUCAUGAUGUAGAACUUGGAUUGCUAACUUUGAAGCAUUGAUAUUAAAGCAUUCGUGUUAAACACACAAACUUCAAAUUAGAUUUAACCAGAUGAAUUCUGAUUAAAUAGCUUCAUACGAUGUUUAAGUUAACUUUAGCGUCUUUUGUGAAUACGGCUUUGUUACACGUCAUAUUUGUAAAAUUUGGAAGUUUUACGCCGCCGACAGAAAAUGGCGACAAUUACGUAGUAACAAUAGAUGCUUAUCGGCAACAACUUUACAAGAUUAAAAUUGGCACCGGUGAAUACAGCAGAAUACCAUUGACUAAUUCCUGUAAGGGUGUGGCCAUAGAUAUGAAUCCAUUAACAAAAACCCUAUAUUGGAGCGACAAUAUUGCAAAUGUUAUCAUGAAAGCGCAAGUGGAUGGUUCCCAAGAGGAAGUUUUCAAAACAUUGCCAAAAGGAUCAACAUCAGAUGGCAUCGCUGUUGACUAUAUAAAUCAGUUGCUGUUCUACACAUGCGACCUUGACAAUGUCAUCAUAGUUGUCUCGCUGAAAAAUAAAGACAUUUAUAAAACAAUUGUUAACGAGUCAUUAGACGAACCAUGGGACAUAAUUGUACACCCGGAAAGAGGAGUAAUAUACUGGUCAGACUGGGGCAAUGAGCCAAGGAUAGAGACAUCAACCAUGGACGGUGGUAACAGAAGUAUAAUUGUGUCGUUUGAACCGGACUCAUGGCCUAGUGCUAUUGCUUUAGAUGUGAAAAGUAUGAAUUUAUUUUGGGCGGAAGCACAUUAUCAUGUUAUUGGACAGAUCAACAUUGAUACAGGGGUGAAGAAAACAUUGUACUCGGACAAUUUGGGUUAUUAUAAUGGCAUAACGCUUGUUGGAGAUAAACUUUACAUCACAGGCGGGCACCGUGAACAUGUUAGCAGAUUAAGUGUUGAUGGUGGGGAACUGGAGCAAGUUGGACCUUCAAAUUUUUCUUACUUGAAAGGCAUUACUGGUUAUAAGAAAACUGAUAUUAUAAAAGUUUUCAGCAAAUGUUUACAAAGCACGUGCAGCCAUCUAUGUUUACCUGUUUCCGGAAAAGAUUACAAAUGUGAAUGCUCAGACGGUGACAAAAACGCUUUGAAACCUUGUCGGGAAGCGAACGAGUGCACACCAAAUUACAUAUAUCUAACAAUUAGUGACGACCUUCCGAAAGGCGACAGAUCAACAAAAAUUAGUUUCUUUUGCAACAACUGGAUCAACAUAAGCGUGUAUUUUCGGUUAGACAUCACAUAUAACGAACACAGAUACUUUAGGAUAGAAAACGUGAAAUGCAGAAAUUUAAACUACCUUGUUUUAACAAUAAAAAAUGCGCCUUAUAUAAAUACUUGGAAUACAACUGUCAGUGUACUGAAAGAGCCGUACAAAAAUGAAACGUUAAAUAAAGUUCCAAUCAGAAUAGAUGUGAAAGAAGUGAAUGACCGACCAACUAUUCUACCGGAGUACAUUAUAACGGAAGUACGUGAAGAUGUCCCAGUCGGCACCAUAGUAGCAAACCUCUCAUUGACUGACCCGGAUGAUGGAAAAUUUGGAGAUUUACAGAUAAAAUUAGAAAGUCACACAGAUAUAGACGUUAAUGGAUUGUUUGAAGUAGAAAGAAUAUCAAAAGAUACUAUCCACAUCAAGACAGCAUCAGUGCUGGAUGCGGAUAAAUUCUGGGACAGUGAGGAGACUCACAGUAAAACUCCACGUGGACCUACUUUCCUUUUUGAUGUUUUGGUAAGGGACGGCGGUGGUCUAAGUGCUAUUUCAGUAAUCAAUGUCACAGUCACAGACAUCGGUGAUAUUGAACCAGUUUGCAAUAAUCCUACUUUAGACAACCAAACAUAUAUGACAAGAAAGGGUGAAACGGUUACUAGUUUAGACAAUUUUUGCCGUGCCCGAAACUAUGUCAGUGCAGUCUUUUACUCCCAAGAAGUAACAUAUGCCUUGAGUUCAGACAGCUGUAACU
This is a messenger RNA of Ruditapes philippinarum (Manila clam), 1995 nucleotides long. Its product is annotated as sortilin-related receptor-like. Gene Ontology annotation, cellular component: membrane. Gene Ontology annotation, molecular function: calcium ion binding. The record is from RefSeq and is a predicted model, not a curated record. Gene Ontology annotation, biological process: homophilic cell-cell adhesion. Lineage: Eukaryota; Metazoa; Mollusca; Bivalvia; Venerida; Veneridae.